AUGGCAAGUCUCAGUCGCACAUGUGGCUCUCUGGACAAGGCCUUCGAACAUGCCUCCACAAACGUCGCCGCGUCGCAGAUGCGGAAUGCACUCAAUGCCUUGGCCGAUACUGUCAAGGAGCCCAAUGAGAAGCAGCGCUUCGAGGCUGAGAUGGACAAUUUCUUCUCCCUCUUCCGCAGAUUCUUGAACGACAAAGCCAAGGGCAAUGUCCUCUCCUGGGAUCGCAUUGCUCCGCCCCAGCCCAGUCAAGUCAUUGAAUAUGCCGACCUCGCCAACUCAUCGUCAGUCGAUUACCUGAAGAAACUAGCUGUUAUCAAGCUGAACGGUGGUUUGGGUACAUCUAUGGGUUGUGUUGGCCCCAAGUCUGUUAUCGAAGUUAGAGAGGGCAUGUCCUUUUUGGAUUUGUCUGUGCGCCAGAUCGAGUAUCUUAACCGCACCUACGCUGUCAAUGUCCCCCUCGUGUUGAUGAACUCCUUCAACACAAACGAUGACACCCAGGCUAUCAUCAAGAAAUACGAAGGCCACAAUAUUGAUAUCAUUACCUUCAACCAGUCACGUUACCCCCGCGUCCUCAAGGACUCCUUACUUCCUGCACCCAAGGACUACCACUCCCCUAUCACCGAUUGGUAUCCCCCAGGCCACGGAGACGUUUUCGAAUCCCUUUACAACUCCGGAACUCUUGAUAAGCUUAUCGAGCGUGGCGUGGAGAUUGUCUUCUUGUCCAAUGCUGACAAUCUUGGUGCUGUCGUUGAUAUGAACAUUCUAGAACAUAUGGUGCAGAAUAAGUCCGAGUACAUCAUGGAAUUGACCGACAAGACCAAGGCUGAUGUUAAGGGUGGCACUAUCAUUGACUACGAAGGCAAGGCGCGUCUUCUGGAAAUUGCCCAGGUGCCCAAAGAGCACGUCAACGAAUUCAAAUCGAUCAAGAAAUUUAAGUACUUCAACACCAACAACAUUUGGCUGGAUCUUAAGGCGAUCAAGCGUGUUGUGGAGGAGAAUGCUCUCGAAAUGGAGAUCAUUCCAAAUGAAAAGUCCAUCCCUGCUGAUAAAAAGGGAGAGGCUGACGUUUCUAUCAUUCAGCUGGAGACUGCCGUUGGUGCCGCGAUCCGCUUCUUCAAGGGUGCUCAUGGCGUGAACGUCCCUCGUCGCCGCUUCUUGCCCGUCAAGACUUGUUCCGAUCUUAUGCUGGUCAAAUCUGAUCUCUACACACUCCAGCACGGUCAGCUGGUCAUUGACCGCAACCGAUUUGGCGGUGCUCCUCUUAUCAAGCUGGGAACCGACUUCAAGAAAGUCUCGGACUUCCAGAAGCGCAUCCCAAGCAUCCCACGCAUCCUCGAGCUUGACCAUCUUACCAUCAGCGGUGCUGUCAACCUCGGCCGCGGCGUGACUCUCAAGGGUACUGUUAUCAUUGUGGCCACUGAGGGUAGUACGAUUGAUAUUCCUCCUGGCUCUAUUCUCGAGAAUGUUGUUGUCCAGGGAAGUCUUCGUAUCUUGGAGCAUUAG
Messenger RNA from Ophidiomyces ophidiicola, 1503 nucleotides. RefSeq names its product UTP-glucose-1-phosphate uridylyltransferase (gene UGP1). Bases 1 to 1503 code for a protein of 500 amino acids. Gene Ontology annotation, biological process: UDP-alpha-D-glucose metabolic process; glycogen metabolic process. Gene Ontology annotation, cellular component: cytoplasm. Lineage: Eukaryota; Fungi; Ascomycota; Eurotiomycetes; Onygenales; Onygenaceae. The record is from RefSeq and is a predicted model, not a curated record. Gene Ontology annotation, molecular function: UTP:glucose-1-phosphate uridylyltransferase activity. The transcript is spliced from 2 exons.